This is a messenger RNA of Hemicordylus capensis (graceful crag lizard), 3161 nucleotides long. RefSeq names its product zinc finger protein with KRAB and SCAN domains 7-like. The transcript is spliced from 6 exons. Gene Ontology annotation, molecular function: DNA-binding transcription factor activity, RNA polymerase II-specific; RNA polymerase II cis-regulatory region sequence-specific DNA binding. Lineage: Eukaryota; Metazoa; Chordata; Lepidosauria; Squamata; Cordylidae. The record is from RefSeq and is a predicted model, not a curated record. Bases 357 to 1688 code for a protein of 443 amino acids. Gene Ontology annotation, biological process: regulation of transcription by RNA polymerase II.
UGCCUCCGGUCUUCCCAAUCCUUCCGCGCCAUAUUCCUCCUCCCCGCUCUCUCUUCCCUGCUUUCUCCAUCUCCAGAGAUUCUUCACCCUUUUGCCUCUGCUCGGCUAGCUCCUCCUUCCCUGUCCUGGUCCUCGCCCUAGACUCCCGCUCUCAUUGGCUGGCGGGUGGACGCAGUUGUGCCCUGGAUGUCCUGAGUUUGGCCAGAUCCAGUGCAAGGUCGACGACUCGCUGCUGACUCUCCAAGGGAGAAGAUCCAUGAGGUGGAAUCUGGGUGUCAAACACUUUCAUCCCUCAACAAGGAAAUCCUUUGUUUUUUUUAAUAUUGUUGGAGGCAGCAUUGGAGCACGAAUGAAAGAUGGGAAAGGAAGACCCAGCUAGCUGUGAAGCAGGAGAAGGCCUUGAGGCCAGACAAGUGGGGAGCAGCAGGCAAUUCUGGGAAAGGGCCAAGCAGAAGAGGCUGGUUGAGGACCUCGGGAGCUCAGAGGCCCAGCGCCUGCACUUCAGGCAGUUCUGCUACCAGCAGGCCGAGGGCCCCCGAGAAGUUUGCAGCAGACUCCAUGCCCUUUGCCAUCAAUGGCUGAAGCCGGAAAGCCACACGAAAGCUCAGCUCAUGGACCUGGUGAUCCUGGAGCAGUUCCUGACCAUCCUGCCCCCAGAGAUGGAGAGCUGGGUCAGAGAGUGUGGAGUGGAGACCAGUUCCCAGGCAGUGGCCCUGUCAGAAGGUUUCCUCCUGAGCCAGGCAGAGGACCAGAGUCAGGAAGAACAGCAGGUGCAAGGACUGUUGUCAGAAGUGGCCCCUGACUUCCCUGAGGCCAAGAAGGCUCCAUCAGGCACCAGGCUGAGGCCUCUGUCCAAGGAGAUCCCCAGGCAGGAGGACAGCAGUGGGGCCACCUUGCUGGGUGCUGGAACAACGUUGCCAAUUCAUUCUCAGCCCUCCCUUCUGCCUGGUGGGAUUGAAGAUGCUUCAAGCCCACCGAAGAAGGGCCAGGUGACCUUUGAGGAGGUGGCUGUGCAUUUCACGGAAGAGGAGUGGGCUCUGCUGGAUCUGGACCAGAGAACCCUGUACAGGGAAGUCAUGCAGGAGAAUAGGAGGAAUGUGGCCUCUCUGGCAGACUACAGUGGGGAAAGGAAUAUGGAGGGGAUUUGCAAUGGAGGAUUGUUGGUUGAUGUCAGCUGGAAAAAGAGAGGGAAACAGAGAAAGAGCACUGAAGCAAAAGAGAAGAAGAGGAAUGGAUCUUCUGUUUCUCAUCAUGGAGAAAUCCAUGAACCAAGCUUUCCACCUCAGUGGGAAAUGCACAUAGGAAAGAAAACAUAUAAAUGCUUGGAGUGUGGAAAAAUCUUCAGUGAGAGCACAACACUGAGUACGGAUCUUACUAGGCAUCAAAGAACCCAUACUAGAGAGAAACCAUAUGAAUGCUUGGACUGUGGAAUGAGUUUCACUAACAGAGGAAAUCUUACUAGCCAUCAAAGAACCCAUACUGGAGAGAAACCAUAUAAAUGCUUGGAGUGUGGAAUGAGUUUCACUAACAGAGGAAAUCUUACUAUCCAUCAAAGAACCCAUACUGGAGAGAAACCAUAUAAAUGCUGGGAGAGUGGAAAGAGUUUAAGCCAAAGUGCACACUUCACUUCCCAUCAAAGAAUCCAUACAAACGAGAAACCAUAUACAGUGAGGGAAAUAAGUAUUUGAUCCCCUGCUGAUUUUGUCCGUUUGCCCUCUGACACAGAAAUGACCAGGCUAUAAUUGGAAUGGUAGGUUUAUUGUAGUUGUGAGAGACAGAAUAACAACAAACAAACCCUCAAAAGCCCAGUGCCCAAAAGUCAGCGAUGGAUUUGCAUUGUAGUGAGGGAAAUAAGUAUUCGAUCCCCUAUCAACCAGCAAGAUUUCAGGCUCCCAGGUGUCUUUUCACUAUAUGCAGGUAACGAGCUGAGAUGAGGAACACCCUCUGUAAGGGAGUGCUCCUAAUCCCAGCUUGUUACAGUACCUGUAUAAAAGACACCUGUCCAUAGAAGCAAGCAAUCACUCAUCUUCCAAACUCACCACCAUGCCCAAGACCAAAGAGCUGUUGAAGGAUGUCAGGGACAAGGUUGUAGACCUGCACAAGGCUGGACUGGGCUACAAGACUAUCGCCAAGCUGCUUGGUGAGAAGGUGACUACAGUUGGCACGAUAACUCACAAAUGGAAGAAACACAAAAUAACUGUCAAUCUCCCUCAGUCUGGGGCUCCAUGCAAGAUCUCACCUCGUGGAGUUGCAAUGAUCAUGAGAACGGUGACAAAGCAGCCCAGAACUACACGGGGGGAACUUGUCAAUGAUCUCAGGGCAGCUGGAACCAUAGUCACCAAGAAACAAUUGGUAACACACUACGCCGUGAAGGACUGAAAUCUUGCAGUGCCCACAAGGUCCCCCUGCUCAAGGCAGCACAUGUACAGGACCGUCUGCAGUUUGCCAAUGCACAUCUGAAUGAUCCAGAGGAGAACUGGGCGAAAGUGUUGUGGUCAGAUGAGACCAAAAUCGAGCUCUUUGGCAUCAACUCAACUCGCCGUGUGUGGAGGAGGAGGGAUGCUGCCUAUGAGCCCAAGAACACCAUCCCCACCGUCAAACAUGGAGGUGGACACAUUAUGCUUUGGGGGUGUUUUUCUGCUAAGGGGACAGGACACCUUCACCGCAUCGAAGGGACGAUGGACGGGACCAUGUACCGUCAGAUCUUGGGUGAGCACCUCCUUCCCACAGCCAGGGCAUUGAGAAUGGGUCGUGGAUGGGUAUUCCAGCAUGACAAUGACCCAAAACACACAGCCAAGGCAACAAAGGAGUGGCUCAAGAAGAAGCACAUAAAGGUCCUGGAGUGGCCCAGCCAGUCUCCAGACCUUAAUCCCAUAGAAAAUCUGUGGAGGGAGCUGAAGGUUUGGGUUGCUAAACAUCAGCCUCGAAACCUUUCUGACGGAGAGGAUCUGCAAAGAGGAGUGGGACAACAUCCCUCCUGGGUUGUGUGCAAACCUGGUGUCCAACUACAAGAAACAUCUGACCUCUGUGAUUGCCAACAAGGGUUUUGCCACCAAGUACUAAGACAUCUUUUGUGAAGGGAUCGAAUACUUAUUUCCCUCACUACAAUGCAAAUCCAUCGCUGACUUUUGGGCACUGGGCUUCUGAGGGUUUGUUUGUUG